Messenger RNA from Closterium sp. NIES-65, 906 nucleotides. The record is from the annotation of a GenBank genome assembly. Lineage: Eukaryota; Viridiplantae; Streptophyta; Zygnematophyceae; Desmidiales; Closteriaceae.
AUGCGGCUGCCCCCCAUUUUCUGGUACGCAGCGUAUCAGCUCAACCUCUGGCCCUGUGUCUCCUUGCCAGAGACCUUGCCGAUACUGCGUUGGACGGGGGAGGUUGGCGAUGCGUCGGUGUUCCAGGUCUGGGGAUCUCGUGCCUUUGUCCGCGAUAACUCCGCGGACAAGCUGUCCUCCCGUGCCAUUCCCUGUGUCUUCCUUGGCUUUCCCCCUGAUGCGCGUGGUUGGCAGUUUUACCACCCCACUCUGCGCCGUGUCCUGCUCUCUCAGGACAACGGUUUGACGAGUCGGUUCCCUUUUUACCGUCUCUUUGCUUACCGCACUGCCCCUCUCACCCCCCCUCCGCUCGUGUGCGCACCAGGUCCUCCACCGGUAGACCCCCUCUCCCCUCAGGAUCCUGCUCCCUCCGGUGUGUCCCAGGUAGACCAUGUCGAGCUUGUUGAGGUAGCUGUCGACUCUGGGGUUGCUGGGGGUGGUGUUGCUAGGGGUGUUGCGCCAGGGGGUGCUGAGCCUGAGCGUUUGGAGCCUAAGGUUGUUGAGACUCGGGUUGCGGAGUCUGGGGGUGCUGAGCCUGGUGGUACUGUGUCUGCUAGAGGUCCUACGCUGCCUCGUCAGGACGGGAGCCGCUCUCUCUACUGCAGGUGCGUGAGCGGUUUGCUAGGCGCACCCGCCUUUGGAGUGGCGCUUCCGGAGCUGCGGGCCUUGCCACUGGAGACACUGCUGCUGGAGGCACUGGGGCUGGAGGCGCUAGAGCUGUCGCCGCUGGUGGUGCUGCUGCUAAUGGAGGUACUGGAGGUGCUGGAACUGCUGGUGCUGGCGUUGCUGGAGGUGCUGAAGGUGCUGGAGGUGCUGGAGCUGGUGGUGCUGCUGGCACUGGAGCUGGAGACUCUAGGGAUGGAGUGA